Paramecium octaurelia is the source of this 1077-nucleotide messenger RNA. The record is from the annotation of a GenBank genome assembly. NCBI's taxonomy places the organism in Eukaryota, Ciliophora, Oligohymenophorea, Peniculida, Parameciidae.
AUGUCUUUGACUUUUAUAAACUUGGAAGACAGUCCUGAUAAACCAAAACCAUUUGGCUUGGCAAGUGGAAUGAUAGAGGAUUUUUUACAUAAUCCAUUGGAAAUGUUAAGGACUCUGAAAUGUGAUAAAACAAGCGGCAGUUGGGAUUUAGGAAAAAUAAGAGAGAUUCUGAAUAAAAUAAAUGAUCUUGCCUUUUAAAAUAAUACUAGUCAUGAUUUAAUAAAACCACGGAAAAUAUCAUUAGAAAAUUAGAAUUUAAGUGAAUAAGUAGGUGACUUCGAUAAGCUCUACAGUUCGUUUAGGCUUUCUUAAAAAUAUGAUAAUAAAUCUGAAAGAAUUCAAUAAGUCAUUAAGGACUUCAAAAAUAGAGUGAUAUAUCGAUCGAUAAGGCCUUCAUCAGUGUAGCCCAUGAAAAUUGAGUAGCCUCAGAAGUGUAAACUAAUGAGCAAGGAGUUCGAAUAAAAAUUAAACACUAUCAAUGCAAAAUAUGGGAUGAAGGCAAGUCAAUUGACAGUAAAAAGUAAAUAUAUGAAUCAUUAUUCAUUAAAUACAAACAAUUAAUAAACAACGAACACUGAGUUCAUACGUCCUCAGACUACUUCAUGUUCAGCAAGAAAGACUUAUUCAUUUCGUAGAGAAAAAACCUAUGAUUUGGAUUAGAAAUUUUAAUACAGUGCUAGACCUAGCAGAGCAAGAGCUUAAUCGGGACAGUAGGUUUAGAAUUUUGAAUUAGAAAAAUAAAAUUAAUCUAUUAUUGCUAGGAUAAUGAAAAAAUCAGAGAGACGCUUGAAUUAAAAAGUGAAUCUAAAAAAAUAUGAUCUAGAAAAUCAUGAUAUCUAACCUACAUUCAUGUUGGAUGACAGUGAUUCCUAAACUAAAAGAUUGAUGAAAUGCAUUGAGUUCAAUCCACUGAAUUCAAUAUAAUAGGAAUAUCGAAACUUUAUGCCUAAUGAUGAGGAUUUCAUUGUGAAAUUAGGUUUUUAAUAACUACAAUCCAAAGAGAAGAGAUAGAAUCAAUUAAAAUAAAAGGUCUUUUACGCAAAAGCAUAAAGUAAUUACAUCCAAGACCCUGUUUGA